Molecule: messenger RNA, 603 nt
Organism: Cutaneotrichosporon cavernicola
Lineage: Eukaryota; Fungi; Basidiomycota; Tremellomycetes; Trichosporonales; Trichosporonaceae
Exons: 2
Coding region: 1-603 (200 amino acids)
Source: RefSeq, a predicted model, not a curated record
AUGUUCGCCGCCCCUCUCCUCUUCGCACUCGCCGCCAGCGCUCGCGAGGGCCCUGCUCGUCUCCCCCGCGCAGACCCGGCGCUCGUCGACGCCGGCUUCACCCUCAAAAACAGGGAGUGGUGUAUCGCCCCGUCCGGGGCUCAGGCUGGCGACGGUGUGGUGGCCGAGAACUGCACCCAGUCGGCAAAGUUCCCAGGGUGGAACCUCAGCGGCGGGCGGAUCGACUCCCCACACCAUCUGCGUGUGGCGAACACGACUCUGUGUCUCUCUGCAGGGACCAACUGGUCUCAGUGGGAUGACAACCUCGCCGUCACCCUCGAAGAGUGCAUGUAUGCGACCGCCAACGAGACGUGGCGCAACACCCAGGUCUGGCGCAAGGACGUCCAAGGUGCGCCUGGUGCUUACCGCCUCAUGGACCAGGAUUCGAUGAGCCCUCACGACUACUUCCCUACCAAGUGGUGCAUGGACGUCCGUGACGGGUGGGAGCCCAACGACAUCAAUUCGUGGGACCUCCAGAUCUUUAAGUGCGCGAGCAAUUCCAACACCAACCCCAACCCGAACCAGGUCUUCACCGACAACUGGGAGCAUGUGCCACGGGCGUGA